Messenger RNA from Limulus polyphemus (Atlantic horseshoe crab), 1757 nucleotides. Its product is annotated as acyloxyacyl hydrolase-like. The annotation marks the transcript as partial. Gene Ontology annotation, molecular function: calcium ion binding; acyloxyacyl hydrolase activity. The transcript is spliced from 18 exons. The record is from RefSeq and is a predicted model, not a curated record. Gene Ontology annotation, biological process: lipopolysaccharide catabolic process; negative regulation of inflammatory response. NCBI's taxonomy places the organism in Eukaryota, Metazoa, Arthropoda, Merostomata, Xiphosura, Limulidae.
UUUCUGUUCCUCACCAUCCCUGAAACGUGGUUGCCAGAUGGACUGGGAAUAAAUUGUUUACUCCAUUUUGUGAUCGGAUGUACCUUCGGCAACAUCGAGUAUGCAAGGAUUAUCAAGAAGUCUGGUAAAGCAUGUACCGUACUUGUUGGAAUUGCUGAACAGUUAGCUGCAAUACACAAUAAACCUCAUACUUUGGUUAAAGUUUGUGACUACCUACCAGGAUCUUAUUUUUAUCUUUGUAAGAUUCUUUUCAACUUCUGGGGAGAUUCUAUUAUUGAAAAACUGAGUAAACAACAGACUCCUGAUGUGGUGUGUUACAGUCUUGGUAUAUGUCGUGUUGACGAUGGACAGAACUAUUGUCAUCUUUUUCCAGAGCCAAAGAUUGGAAUGGCUAGAGCUACUGAAAAAUCCAGACUAAAAACCAAAGUGCAGCCAUUUUUUCACUGGUCUUUGGUGCAAUCAUUGUCCUCCCCGUGUGAUUUGCCUGGAAUAAGACGUGUAUGUGAUUCUUUAAACCUCUUUAAAAAGAACCUUAAUCCUUCUGUUGACCUUGAUAAAGACAAGCACAGCACAAUUCAGGUUUUACGAGGAAGUGUCUGGAGAGGCAUGGACUGCAAUGAUUUCGAUGAUGCUGUUUAUCCAGGACGAAAGCCACUAAAGGAAGAUAUCGAGACGGAUUCCAACUGUAAUGGUAUUUAUGGUAUUGAUACUGACAGUGGCUAUCCUUACGAGACUUCUCUCUGUGAAGGCACAGACCAGAGAGGAAUAAUCUACAUUGGAGAUUCAGUAGGUGCACACUUCCAUAUUCCUUCUGAGUGGAUUACACCAGCAGAAAUAACUCCGGGUAUUUUUGAACACAUCAGUUUUAUCUUGGCCAAUGAAUUUGACUGGCCUCAUCUUUCGUUUGCUACAGGUUACAUGGACUCGAACUGGCCACAAGCCAGAUCUAAAGUGGAUUCUUUGUACUGGAGAUUGCACACAAGAAACAGAUGCAAUCACAGAGAUUAUCAAAACCUCAGUUUCAAUGGAGCUAAUUCAUCAACUAUUCUGCACUGCAUCAAAAGUAUAUCUCGCUCACGAACUACUGACUAUCCAGCUAUUGUCUUUUAUGCAUCAAUGGGAAAUGAUGUUUGUUUGAGUUAUAUGGAGUCUCCAGCUGAUUGGAUUACUAAAGAAAAGUUCAAACAGAAUGUGGUGAGAACCCUUGAGGAAUUGGAUGAAAUCCUUCCAAAGGAUAGCCAUGUGAUCCUUGUCGGUCUAGUGAAUGGAAGUUUCAUUUAUCCAUCAAUGGCCCAUCGUAUUCAUCCCAUAGGCCAACUACGUGGUGAUGUCGCGUAUUCGGAUAUCUACAAAUGGCUCAAUUGCAUGCAGAUUGGGCCGUGUUUUGGAUGGAUGAAUGACAAUAGUACAUGGAGAAAUGCUACUACAAAAAAAGCUCAGGAACUAACGAAUGUGCUGCAAGAUUUAUCUUUAACUUAUUCUGCACAAUCCUUUAAAUUGUAUUUCCUGGAAAACCCUAUUUCAAAAGUUAUUAAAACGUGGGAAGAGAAUGGUGGUGAAAAGUGGCAGCUAUUAGAACCAGUGGAUAGUCUUCAUCCAGCACAGGAAGCUCAGCCUCUAUUAACGAACAUAUUAUGGGAAGAGCUGGAAAGUAGAUAUCCUGAGGUCCUGGGUAAAGAGAACUUGAAUAAUGCUAAAAUAGAACAACUAUUUGGAGAACAGAAUGGACAUUGAUUUGUUCUUCUUUUGUUAUAUUU